GGGAGCCAUCCCGGCGCCUGCGCGCUGCUGAGGCGGUGGCAGCGGCCUGAAGAAUCCCGCGGGGAGAGUGGGUGGCGGUGGUGGUUGUGGCGGUUUGGCGUGUCGCUGGGCGGCCGUGAUCGCGCGCCACGAUGCCUGCGGUGUCGAAGGGCGAUGGGAUGCGGGGCCUGGCGGUCUUCAUCUCUGAUAUCCGUAACUGUAAAAGUAAAGAAGCAGAGAUAAAGAGAAUAAAUAAAGAACUAGCAAACAUUCGGUCAAAAUUUAAAGGUGACAAGGCUCUAGAUGGUUACAGUAAGAAAAAAUAUGUCUGCAAACUACUUUUCAUCUUUCUCCUGGGGCAUGACAUUGACUUUGGUCACAUGGAGGCUGUAAACCUGCUCAGUUCUAAUAGAUACACAGAGAAACAAAUUGGCUAUCUCUUCAUCUCCGUGCUGGUGAACUCUAACAGUGAGCUGAUUCGCUUAAUAAACAACGCGAUCAAGAAUGAUCUGGCCAGCCGCAACCCCACCUUCAUGGGGCUUGCUCUGCACUGUAUUGCUAAUGUGGGUAGCCGGGAGAUGGCGGAAGCUUUUGCUGGAGAAAUUCCAAAAAUACUUGUAGCUGGAGAUACUAUGGACAGCGUAAAGCAGAGUGCUGCCUUAUGCUUGCUGCGUUUGUAUAGAACUUCUCCUGACCUUGUUCCCAUGGGAGACUGGACGUCUAGAGUGGUACAUCUCCUCAAUGACCAGCACUUGGGUGUGGUUACUGCAGCUACAAGUUUGAUCACCACUUUGGCACAGAAGAACCCAGAAGAGUUUAAAACUUCAGUCUCCUUGGCAGUAUCUAGAUUAAGCAGAAUUGUAACUUCUGCAUCUACAGAUCUUCAGGACUAUACAUACUACUUUGUUCCUGCUCCUUGGUUAUCUGUGAAACUUCUGAGGCUGUUACAGUGCUACCCACCUCCAGAAGACCCUGCAGUACGUGGUCGUCUAACAGAAUGCCUGGAAACUAUUCUUAACAAAGCACAGGAGCCACCGAAGUCAAAAAAAGUACAACACUCAAAUGCAAAGAAUGCUGUGCUGUUUGAGGCAAUAAGCUUAAUUAUACAUCAUGACAGUGAGCCAAAUCUACUAGUCCGUGCCUGUAACCAGCUAGGUCAAUUCUUGCAGCACCGAGAAACUAAUUUGCGUUACCUAGCACUGGAAAGCAUGUGCACGCUUGCCAGCUCUGAAUUCUCACAUGAGGCUGUGAAAACACACAUAGAAACAGUUAUCAAUGCAUUGAAGACUGAAAGAGAUGUAAGUGUACGACAAAGAGCUGUAGAUCUACUGUAUGCAAUGUGUGACCGAAGCAAUGCCCAACAGAUUGUGGCUGAAAUGCUGAAUUACUUGGAGACUGCUGAUUAUUCCAUUAGAGAAGAAAUUGUUUUGAAAGUUGCAAUUCUAGCUGAGAAAUAUGCAGUGGAUUAUACCUGGUAUGUGGAUACAAUCUUGAAUCUGAUUCGCAUUGCUGGUGACUAUGUCAGUGAAGAAGUGUGGUAUCGAGUUAUUCAGAUUGUCAUCAAUAGGGAUGAUGUUCAAGGGUAUGCAGCAAAGACUGUUUUUGAGGCUCUUCAAGCUCCAGCAUGCCAUGAGAAUCUUGUAAAAGUAGGUGGCUACAUAUUGGGAGAAUUUGGAAAUCUGAUAGCAGGUGAUCCAAGAUCAAGUCCUCUCAUCCAGUUCAACCUGCUACAUUCCAAGUUUCAUCUGUGUAGUGUUCCUACCCGAGCUCUGCUUCUGUCUACCUACAUCAAGUUUGUGAACCUGUUUCCAGAAAUCAAAACUACAAUUCAAGAUGUAUUGCGCAGUGACAGUCAGCUGAAGAAUGCUGAUGUUGAGCUGCAGCAGAGAGCUGUUGAGUAUUUAAGGCUCAGUACUAUUGCCAGUACUGACAUAUUGGCUACAGUGCUGGAAGAAAUGCCUCCUUUUCCAGAGAGGGAAUCUUCUAUUUUGGCUAAACUCAAGAAGAAGAAAGGCCCAGGCACAGUUACUGACCUGGAAGAGAUCAAAAAGGAGAGGAGCUCUGAUAUGAAUGGAAGCGCUGAACCUGCUUCUGUCAAUGCCAGUGCUGUUUCUACUCCUUCUCCAUCUGCGGAUCUGCUGGGUCUGGGUGCUGCCCCUCUCGCCAAUUCAGCUCCCCCACCGUCCUCUAGUGGUAGCCUGCUGGUGGAUGUAUUUUCAGAUUCAGCUUCUGCAGUUGCACCUCUUGCUCCUGGUUCUGAUGACAACUUUGCGAGCCCUGACCUGGCUUCAUCUGAGGUAGUUUCUGAGGAACCAGCUGAUACUGUGCAUGAUGCUGAUGAGCUUUUUCACAAGUUUGUGUGUAAAAAUAAUGGAGUCUUAUUUGAAAAUCAGUUGCUACAGAUUGGAUUGAAAUCUGAAUUUCGACAGAACCUGGGACGUAUGUUCAUAUUCUAUGGUAAUAAGACAUCAACACAGUUCUUGAAUUUUACUCCAACAGUAAUCUGCUCAGAUGACCACUUCUUAUGCCUGAAUCUUCAGACAAAGCCUGUUGACCCCACAGUGGAUGGAGGUGCACAGGUUCAACAGGUUGUGAACAUCGAGUGUGUGUCAGACUUCAUGGAAGCUCCAAUCCUGAACAUUCAAUUCAGGUAUGGUGGAACAUUUCAAAAUCUUUCAGUAAAAUUACCCAUCACUCUGAAUAAAUUUUUCCAGCCGACAGAGAUGUCAUCUCAAGACUUUUUUCAGCGUUGGAAGCAACUGAGCAAUCCAAAACAGGAAGUACAGAAUAUCUUUAAAGCAAAACACCCGAUGGAUGCAGAGAUCACAAAAGCUAAGAUUAUUGGCUUUGGAUCAGCCCUACUUGAGGAGGUAGAUCCAAAUCCUGCAAAUUUUGUGGGUGCUGGUAUCAUACACACAAAAACUACUCAGAUUGGAUGCUUGCUGCGCCUUGAACCCAACCUCCAGGCACAGAUGUACAGGCUCACACUACGAACAAGUAAAGAAGCUGUAUCUCAGAGAUUAUGUGAAUUGCUGUCAGAACAGUUUUAAUAUUAACCAUGUCAGUUUGGUUUUCUUCCAUUUAUAUCACUGUCAUCAUACUGCAAAUAAAUGUCUUGUACAUCACUGUCUUGAGUACUGCACUGUUAACCAUUAUCAGCUCCCUGCCUUAUUAGGACUUGACCCUUGUUUGAAAUUAAGCCUAUAAAAUGUACAGUACAGGGAAGUGACUUUCCACAUUAGAAAUGGCUUUUAGUGCGUUACACAAAGAUGUGUAGGCUCUCUUGUGCUCCUUUUUUCUUUGCAGAGGACCAGUUUUUAAACUCAGUAAAGGGAAAUUUAUUUAGGUGUAGUAACCAAGGAUUUCAACUGGAAAGGGCUAGUAACGUUCUGCCUUAAGGAGCACCUGCUAAAGCACUCAGCUCUGAACUGAAAGAAACCAAUGUAAUGCUGCUCAGUAAAGUUAAUUCGGAUGUUAGAGUCAAACUUUAUAAAGUGGAACAUUGCCACAAGUCUUGUACUGGUUGGAAGGGCAUGUACGUUUGAAUCUGAUUCAAGUGAACAUUUAUGUUGAGUGUCACCAAUCUUUGUGUUUGAAAAAAGCCACAGGACCAGAGUCUUAAAGUAUUAAUCUUGUAAUCCUUCACAUCUAAAUGUUUUCUGAUCUCUGGAAAGUGGACUGAACACAAAAGCUAUUCUUAAUCCUGCUUGUCUCAGUGAGGUGAACCGCUCUGGUAGGUGGUGAAUGGGUACACACUUAUUCAUGGUUAGUCAAAGUAAGGUUAAAUAUUCUCUUCUGUGGUUUUUGUUUCCCAUCAGACUUAGCAAGUAGUAGUCCUAAUGAUAUGAUAUAACUAACUCUACAGGGUCUGGUAUUGU
Messenger RNA from Pezoporus occidentalis (night parrot), 3857 nucleotides. RefSeq names its product adaptor related protein complex 2 subunit alpha 2 (gene AP2A2). The transcript has 23 exons. Gene Ontology annotation, molecular function: clathrin-cargo adaptor activity. The coding region runs from base 132 to 3029 and encodes 965 amino acids. Gene Ontology annotation, cellular component: AP-2 adaptor complex; membrane coat. The record is from RefSeq and is a predicted model, not a curated record. Gene Ontology annotation, biological process: clathrin-dependent endocytosis; intracellular protein transport. Lineage: Eukaryota; Metazoa; Chordata; Aves; Psittaciformes; Psittacidae.